AUGGCCUGGACAAGCAAGUUUCCUCGGCCGAGGCUGUCGCUUGUGCUCCUUCUGGGAAUCGCUACAGCAGUAUAUGCCGAGUCACGUCUGAAGUCCAACCUCAACCUCAGCCUCUCCGAUCUGUCUCCGGAACAGAUCGAGAAUGGCAUACAGGAUUGCCACUUCGUGCAGGCACUCAACGAGGUCAAGACCAAGUCCGCCCCUGAGUCGGCAUCUCUGACCACACGCAUGUUCGCUGUGCUCUUUCCCUCUUCUUCACCCGCCAUCAAUGCUCUUCUUGCUACUGCAUACAUUUCCGGGCCCCCGAACUUCCUCCUCGCGCUAUGUCCACCGAAUAUCGAUCCCUCAUCCCUCACCAUCAUGGUGGCUUUCGCUGUGGGAGGCCUGCUAGGUGAUACACUUUUCCACCUACUGCCCGAGAUCUUCUUGGGCGAAGAUAAGCCAGACAAGGUCUCGUUCGUCAUGCUCGAGCCCAACCGCAAUCUACUACUCGGAGUGGCUAUUUUGGUCGGAAUCGUCACCUUCAUGGCGAUGGACAAGAUCUUGCGGAUCGCGACAGGAGGUGCCGGACACUCUCACGAUCAUGACACCAAGGACCAUAGCAAUGGGUCCGCCGUCUCCACUGCGACACCGUCCAAGAAACAGAAAGAGAAGGAUCUCCGCAAAAGAAAGAACUCUCCGGCCCCUUCUUCGCAACCGCCCACCAUCACACCGUCUCAGAAUCCCUCAGUCAAGCUUGCCGGGCUGCUGAAUCUUAUCGCAGAUUUCACUCACAACAUCACCGAUGGUCUCGCACUAUCCUCUAGCUUCUACGCCUCUCCCGCUCUCGGUGCGACCACCACCAUGGCAGUUUUCUUCCACGAAAUCCCACACGAGGUGGGCGACUUUGCUCUGCUGAUCCAGUCUGGCUUCUCCAAGCGCAAAGCGAUGGGAGCGCAGUUCAUCACUGCGAUUGGUGCUUUCCUCGGCACUUGCAUUGGCAUUUUCGUGCAGGAGUUCGGGCGAAGGCCUGGUCAGGGUGAAGAUAUGCCCAUCGGACGAAAUGGCAUCUGGGGCACGAGCUUGCAGUGGGGCGACAUGCUCUUACCGUUUACUGCUGGUACGUUCCUCUACGUGGGCACCGUUGCCGUGAUUCCAGAGCUCUUGGAAACGGGUAGCAACAAGAGCGAGGAGAUUCGCAAAACUCUGCUGCAAUUCGGAGCCAUGUUCAUCGGCGCGGCCAUCAUGUUGGGCAUCAGCUGGUCGUGA
Messenger RNA from Cyphellophora europaea CBS 101466, 1248 nucleotides. RefSeq lists its product as uncharacterized. Gene Ontology annotation, cellular component: membrane. Gene Ontology annotation, molecular function: zinc ion transmembrane transporter activity. The transcript has a single exon. NCBI's taxonomy places the organism in Eukaryota, Fungi, Ascomycota, Eurotiomycetes, Chaetothyriales, Cyphellophoraceae. Gene Ontology annotation, biological process: intracellular zinc ion homeostasis; zinc ion transmembrane transport. The record is from RefSeq and is a predicted model, not a curated record. Bases 1 to 1248 code for a protein of 415 amino acids.